AUGGAACAAGCCAAUGCCCCCAUUGAAGUCAAAACCCAGGGAGACGGCGAGGGCUUCGCUCUCUCCCAUGAUCAUAAGCAAUAUCUGCUGCAGCGACACGGUACCCUGGAUCUCGAUCCUGUGCCACAGCCAGACGAUGCUGAUCCAUACAAUUGGCCCCAGUGGAAGAAAAUGACGAACCUCAUCCUUGUCAUUUUCCAUGCUAGUAUGGUCACGUUCACCGCCGCUGCAAUCGUCCCUGCCUUUCAGCAGAUAGCAGACGAUCUACACGUCUCCCUACAGACGGUUUCAUAUCUCACAACCGUUCAGCUCGUGUUUCUGGCAUUUGGGCCACUUGUAUGGAUACCUUUCGCUAAUACUUAUGGUCGGCGACCGUUGUUUCUCCUUUCCCUGAUUGGCAGUUUUGUUUCCAACGUGGGUUGCGCCAAGAGUACUUCUUACGGGACCAUGUGCUUUUGUCGAGCUCUGGUGGGCUUUUUCAUGAGUCCUGCCGCGGCAAUUGGCAGUGCAGUCGUCACAGAGACCUUUUUCAAAAAGAAUAGGGCUCUGUACAUGGGAUUGUGGACCCUCAUGGUGACACUUGGUGUUCCUUUGGCCCCUCUCAUUAUGGGCUUCGUGUCUGAGCGUGUUGACUAUCGUUGGAUCUACUGGAUCCUUACAAUUAUGAAUGGAGUUCAGUUCGUGGCUUAUCUCUUCUUCGGGCCUGAAAGUCGUUACAUCCCGGGCAGCGUCGUUCAGAACAAAUCGUCUUUCAGAAAACAAUACCUGCAUUUCGGACGCAUUGACCCUCGCCCACUCACAACACACGAUUUCCUUCGUCCGCUGAGUCUAUCGCGUAAAGUCUGCGUGGCGCUCCCAGGUCUGGCCCAUGCCGUAACAUUCAUGUUUGCAAAUACACUUGUCGUCGUGGAGUUGCCGGAGCUCUUCGGUGAAAAGUUUGGCUUCAACUCGGAACAACUUGGUCUUCAAUUCAUCGGACUUAUUACAGGAUCUGUGCUUGGCGAGCAAAUCGGUGGAAGUUUUAGCGACUACUGGAUGAGACGUCGAUCGCGGAAAUUGGGCACCAACGUUGCGCCGGAACACAGGCUGUGGAUCAGCUAUUUAGGAUUUGUCCUUGCUAUCGUUGGACUGGUUUUGUUCCUUGUAAGGACAGAGCAGGCACCUGAAGGUCAUUGGAAUAUUUCCCCAGUCAUUGGAAUCGCCAUCGCGGGGGCCGGCAAUCAGAUGGUCACCACGGUUCUCAUCACGUACGCGAUCGACUGUUACCCGGAGGAGUCUGCGAGCAUUGGAGUCAUCAUCACUUUAAUCCGUCAAACUUUGGCGUUUGUGGGCCCAUUCUGGUUUACUCCAAUGUUCAACAACGUUGGCAUUUCCGCGUGUAGUGGUAUUAUAUCCGGCCUGAUUGUUGCACUGAGCAUCAUUCCUAUAGGACUUUUGCACUGGCAGGGAUCUAAAAGGCGAGAAGGGAAGAAUGUCCACGCGAUUGAUCAGGAGUCAGGUAGCUCCUGA
Penicillium maclennaniae is the source of this 1509-nucleotide messenger RNA. RefSeq names its product MFS general substrate transporter. Gene Ontology annotation, molecular function: transmembrane transporter activity. Lineage: Eukaryota; Fungi; Ascomycota; Eurotiomycetes; Eurotiales; Aspergillaceae. The transcript has 4 exons. Bases 1 to 1509 code for a protein of 502 amino acids. Gene Ontology annotation, biological process: transmembrane transport. The record is from RefSeq and is a predicted model, not a curated record.